Molecule: messenger RNA, 435 nt
Organism: Aspergillus tanneri
Lineage: Eukaryota; Fungi; Ascomycota; Eurotiomycetes; Eurotiales; Aspergillaceae
Exons: 3
Coding region: 1-435 (144 amino acids)
Source: RefSeq, a predicted model, not a curated record
AUGAUUCUACGCUGGUUGAGGCAGUUUCUCCCUGGCACUUGCCGCUCAGAGGACAUAACUGACUUAGAACGGCACCUGGACAAUGGCCUGGAUAACGCGACGCCGUUGCCGUUCGGACAAGAUGACGCUCGCCAUCCGAUUCCUGCUCCUGGCCAGGUCCAGUGCGCUGACCCACAGAGUGAGCCAACCAAUGAACGGAGCUAUUCUUUGUUCCCUCGAUCAGGCAUAUGCAUGGACAAGGCCCCAUCAGCUGCCUCUACUGCCAGGACGUCAUCAGUAGAAAGUGACAGGACGAUCAUACUCCCAAGUCUUUCCGAGAUGGGUGUCUUAUGCUGGAAUGAAGAUUUUAAAGAUCCAGGAAAUGUGCGCGGCGCCUACGAUACCCCUGGUGUUACGAAGCCAGAAGCACCACCUCCACCGCCCACAACGGGAUGA